Molecule: messenger RNA, 5998 nt
Organism: Myripristis murdjan (pinecone soldierfish)
Lineage: Eukaryota; Metazoa; Chordata; Actinopteri; Holocentriformes; Holocentridae
Product: F-actin-uncapping protein LRRC16A-like
Exons: 39
Coding region: 358-4644 (1428 amino acids)
Biological process (GO): regulation of Arp2/3 complex-mediated actin nucleation; cell migration
Cellular component (GO): plasma membrane; lamellipodium
Molecular function (GO): protein binding
Source: RefSeq, a predicted model, not a curated record
UGCGUGAGUGUGCGUGCCAAACCAGAACCGUGGUCUUUUUUUCUCCUCACAAGUGCAGAGUCCACUGGCUUUCAACAUGAUUUUAAGACGAUUCUAGCGGCUUUUCCCCUCCCCUUUGCUCCACACACAACCGCCCAUACCCGGACUAUUCAAACCGUGAAAGAGAUGCGCCCAGAUCAACGUGGAUACAUUGUCCGGCUGGCACCGCGGGGAGAGCGGAGCAUGUAACCGGGAGAAACGCACAGGCGGCGGCACCUGACACUCUCUCUCUCUCGCUCUCUGUUUCCAUAAUACUAGAGGCGUCUUGAUGUGUUGACUGUGCUUUUCUCAUUGUUUUGGAUACUAUCUUCCUGCAAAAUGAGCGACGAGGUGUCAGAGGUCCCCAAAGAGCUUCUGGAGAGCGUGAGGGAUGCUGUGGGGAGGAAGGUGAAGCUGUCGCUGAGGAAGAGAGUCAAACUGGAGAUCAAAGGAGACAAGACGGAGAACAGAGUCCUGGCCCUGGCGUCUCAUCGAGCCUACCUCCUGACAGCGCGCAUUCCCGCCAAGGUGGAACACACAUUUAACUAUUUGGAGAUCCAGGGGAUUGCUUGUAACAAGCCUACACAGCUCUCUGUAGAGUACGAGCGCGGUUCCUUCUCUCUGAAGCUGCUCUCCACAGAGGAGGUCAAUGAGGUGGUCGCUCACAUAGGAAACUGUCUGCUCAGGAUAUGUCCUGGACUACCACCUGGAAAGGUGAUGAAGAAGCUAUGCAUGGACCCCCCAGACAGACUGAGCUCUCUGCAGACGCUAUGGGAGAACAACAAGCCUGCUGAACCUGGACCCUGUGGUGGGUUUUCUCAGAUGUACAGAUGUGUGUGUGACUGGCUGGGCCUGCCUUACAGAGAGGAAGUGCAGUGGGACGUGGACACCAUCUAUCUGACACAAGACAGCCGAGAACUCAACCUGCAGGAUUUCAGCCAUCUGGAGAACAGGGAUUUGGUGGCCAUCAUUGCAGUCCUGGAGUUCAACCAGUGGUUCACCAAGCUCUCCACCAAGGACUACAAACUGUCUGCAGAUGUGUGUGAGCAGAUCCUCCGCGUGGUGUCCCGCUCCAGUCGGCUGGAGGAGAUCGUUCUGGACAACGCUGGACUCAAAACUGACUUUGCCCAGAAGCUCGCUGCUGCCCUGGCCCAUAACCCAAGCUCAGGACUCACCACCAUCAAUCUUGCCAACAACCCACUGGAGGACAGAGGUAUCUCCUCGCUGGGUGCUCAGUUUGCCAAACUUCGCAUGGGGCUCAAGCAUUUAAACUUCUCCAAAACCUCACUAACGCCCAAAGGGGUGAACAGCCUUUGCCAGUCACUGAGUGCCAACCCGUCCAUCCCCAGCAGCCUGGUCCAUCUGGACCUCUCAGGGAAUGUCCUCCGAGGAGACGACAUGCAGCAUUUCUACCACUUCCUGGGUCAGCCCAACAGCCUGGCAACCCUCGACCUCUCCAACACCGACUGCUCAUUGGACCAGGUCUGCUCUGCUCUGCUGCGAGGCUCAGUCCAACACCUCUCUGUUCUCAAUGUUUCAAAGAGCAUCUUCCCUCACAGGAAAGGCAAAGAGGUGCCCCCGUCGUUCAAGCACUUCUUCAGCAGUGCCAUGUCUCUCAGCUCCAUCAACGUAUCAGGAACCAAGCUGCCGCCAGAGGCUCUCAAAGCUCUGCUGCUCGGCCUGGCCAGUAACCCCAAUCUGAAGGAAGUCUCUCUAGACCUCAGCUGCUGUGAACUUGGCCAUUGUUUGCGGUCAGGAGGUUCUCAGAUCCUAGAAGGCUGUAUUGCUGAGAUCCCUAACAUCUCCAACCUGGAUAUCUCCGAUAACGGCCUGGACUCAGACCUGUCCACUCUGCUGGUUUGGUUGGCGAAAAACCGUUCUAUCAGACACUUGUCACUGGGCAAGAACUUCAACAACAUCAAGUCCAAAAACCUCGCUCCAGUGUUGGACAACUUGGUCCACAUGAUUCAGGAGGAGGAGUCGCCCCUCACCUCUCUGUCUCUGGCAGACUCCAGACUAAAGAGCGAUCUGACGAUUGUUCUAAACGCCCUCGGCAGCAACUCCUCUCUCACCAGGCUUGACAUCAGCGGCAACGCCAUGGGGGACAUGGGAGCCAAGAUGCUGGCCAAGGCACUGCAGAUCAACUCCAAACUCAGGACAGUGAUCUGGGACAAGAACAACACCAGCCCUCAGGGUCUGCAGGAUGUAGCAGCUGCUCUGGAGAAGAACUUCACCAUUCGUUUCAUGCCUAUUCCUAUCAUCGAUGCCUCCCAGGCUCUGAAGGCCAGCCCUGAGAAGACGGAGGAUGCCCUGCUCAAGAUUGAGAACUAUCUAUACAGGAACCAUGAAACCAGGAAGUACCUCCAGGAACAGGCCUAUCGGCUUCAGCAGGGCAUCGUCACCACAACCACACAGCAGAUGAUUGACAGGAUUUGUGUGAAGGUGCAGGACCACUUGAACUCUCUGAGGAACUCAGAGACAGACGCCGUUCUGGAGGACGUCAAGUCAGCGGAGAACCUCAUCAAAGAUGCCAGGAACUCUAAAACGCUCCUCCCCAACCUUUACCACCUCGGAGCAGCUUCCAGAGAGGAGAUGAACGGCUCCUCGGUGGGAGCCAUCCAGGAGAAGCUGGAGUCCAUGGCCGGGGAGGUGACGACCGUCAUGGACCAACAACUACAGACUCUGUUGGAAUCUAUGGUAGACGCAGCAGAAGCUUUGUGUCCUCACGUGAUGAAGAGGAGCAGUCUUCGUCAGGAGCUGAUGAAGUCCAGCACGGCCAAGAUGGUGGUACCGAGGAGCUUCGUCACCAAAACUCUCCUGGAGCAGUCCGGAGUUGAUAUUAUCAACAAGAUCAGUGAGGUGAAGCUGAGUUUGGCGUCCUUCCUGUCUGACCGUAUCGUUGAUGAAAUCCUAGACGCUCUCUCCACUUCACAACACACUCUGGCAGACCAUCUGGUGCGUCGAGGUCGCCCCCUGGUGCAGCAGGAGUCAGUGGAUCUGGACGUCCCGGAGGAGAAAGUUCCCAAACGGGCAUCGACCGAGAUACUGGAGGCUGAGAGGCUGGAGGAUCUGGAGACAUGCAUGAUGACACCUAAAUCCAAGAGGAAAAGUAUCCACAGCAGAAUGCUGAGGCCAGUGUCUCGUGCCUUUGAGAUGGAGUUUGACCUGGACAAAGCCUUGGAGGACAUCCCUGUCCAUGUGGAGGAUACACCCGCUUCAUCUCAUACCCCACCCACCCCGUCACAGGCCCCGCUCAAGCUGGAGAAGCGUCCUUCAGGAGCGAUGGGAGAGCUGCCAUCUGAAGAGGGAAAAAAGCUGCAGCACUACACCAAACUGCGACCCCGCAGGAACAAGAAAACACAGUCCAGCAAAAUACCUCAAAUCAGCAGUGCUCCAUCUCAGGAUGGUGAGCAGAACGGCCUCAUGGGAAGGGUGGAUGAGGGCGUGGAUGAGUUUUUCUCCAAGAAGGUCACCAAGAUUGAUUCCAAACGUGCUCCCUUGAAGAGCGCAGACUCUCAGGACGGAGAGAAAAAGAAGAGCAAAGGAGGAUUCCUCAACCUCAUCAAAUCACGCUCAUCCAAAUCUGAUAAAUCAGACAAAUCAGAUAAGUCAGAUAAAUCAGAUAAAUCAGACAAAUCGGACAAGUCGGACAAGUCAGAGAAAAACCAGGCGGCCCCUCCGUCCUCUGUACUGACGACUGCAGCCUCGGCCCCAACCUCCACCAUCCCAGAGGAGCCCUCCUCACCGAAAGUGGGAGUAAAGAGCCCAGCGCCGGAGCCAAAGUCCAGAGACGCCUCCAUUCGCUCACAGCCCACAGACUACAGCAGCAGCUCAGACCGCUCAGAGGAGCUCAGGACUCCAGACUCCAUAGACGAGCCCUGGGAGGGUUCUGACGGCCGGGGCAGCCCGCAGGGGGGCAGGCGCUACCCGGGCUUGCAGAUGAUGGGCAGCGGCCUCCUGGCAGAGAUGAAGGCCAAGCAGGAGAGGAGAGCUUACAAGUCCUCCAGCCCUGACCGACCUGACAGCAAUGCAUCAGCCAAGCCCCAGCCCACCCCUGCAGAAAACAAAUCUCCCAGUGGCUCUAUUAAUAAGCCUGACCCUCUGGCGAGCAGUUCUCCAGAUAAGACUCCCCCCCGUGGGGAGGCCAAGCCUGAGACGGCCCCUCGUCUGCGGGCAACCUCGUCCUCCACUUCCCCUGGUGGACCAGUCAGCCCCAAACCUCCCGUGCCCCAGGGAGCUAAGCCUGCCCUGGCUGCCCGGCCCACCAUCCCACAGAAGCCAAGGACUGCCAGCAGCAGGAGCAUAGACGAGAGCCCCGACUCCCCCAGCAGCGGCAGCGUGUCUCCUAAAAUUGCACUUCUCCCUCCCACCCUGAAGAGGACGCUGUCAGAGAAGGAAAAGGAGGGCCAGCAGGGAGGCUCUGCCAACAAGACUUCAGCCGCUCAGGAAGUGAGGACGGCGUCUGUGGACUCGGUUCAGCGUCCCAGCCCGCUCCGUAUCAACUCUGAGGAUCACGGCUUCUUCAAGACCAAGGAUCAUUCCCCCAACCGGGACAAAGACAAGGGAGCAGGCACGAAAUCAUCAGACUCUGGGGAAGAGGCAGACAAAGACUUCAUUUUAAUAUGAGUAAAAUCUACAGCAAAAAGCUGUCAACAGGCCUCAUAUGAUUUCCUAAAAAAAAAAAAAAAAAAAGCAACUGAUGUGAAACAUAACAGAUAUGCUUUCAUUUGUAUUGGAAGUGUUGAGAUCAUAAAUAGGUGCGAUGUGACCCAUAAACCUCAAGGUUGACCUCAUGAUUGGGUCACAGCAAGAGCAGCUGUGGCGUCAGGUAUUACCAUUAAUGAUCCUAAUAACAUUUAAUUUGAUUAUAUGUGGUCGAAUCAUUGGUAGAUAUUAACACUCCCUGUUAGAUAACAGUUCCCCUGUUGUUCAUACUGCAUCACUAAGUAAACACACACUGAGCUAGCUUUCCCAAGAGCUUCCUUCUCACAAAUAGCCUUUCUCUCAAUCUAGUAUCCAGCCUGUUCCUUCUCUCUGCUGUUAGGUGAAAAUCUCAUUUCUCCAAAUGAAUAAGCUUUUCAGGAUUUGAGGGAAAGAAACCUAAAAAUUCAGCUCGGGCAUGUAUUUUUGCAGUCCUGGAUGGGUCACAAAAAUUAUUCACCCCAUAAAAGUCCUUCUAUAAUAGAAGCAUGUAAACCACUAGAAUGGAGAUAUGAUGCUUUCAGGAGACAGCAGAAUUUUGAUACAAGCAGCCGUGGCAUCAAACCCAAAAGACUGAGUGCAGACCUAAAGUCACUUUCUCAAACCUAAAGAAUCAAACUUUGUGUCACCUAUAGCCUGCAGUAGCUUGUCUCCCAGGGACCAAACACAUAACAAUUAUCACUGUACUGUACUUUAACUCUAGUAUACAACCAGACCUGGGCCCAGUAGGAUUUUUCUCCUUCUAUAUAUUUGUAUAGAAGUUUUCUAUUUGCUAUAUAUGUGCAAGUUACUUUUUGCUUUGUAUACUGUUUUUUCUCCUGCCUUCAGGGGUUACUGAAGCCAUUAUGCAAUUCAUCUUUUAACAGGAAAAUACAGGUUCAGCUGAGAAUCUCAGCGCUCACAUAAAUCAACCACACACACACACAUGAAAUCGGUUUGAUUUAGCUUGCCUAAAAGUGCAAAACUAAGAGUCAUUCGGGGUGGUGAUUGGAUUCUUCACUCGAGGACUUUUAGUCGCCAAACCAGCAAUAAUGUCCUCGUUGACUUUGUUGGCAACUUUCCUGAGCUUCUGUGUGACUUUUUAAGCAGGUAUCUCGCCCAUUCAUGACUCUUGAAUGGAGGAAUUAAUACAACUAAAAAGCCUCAAAAGCGCAUGUCCCAACCUCCUGGGUGUCCAGGCAAACUAAAUCAAGCUCCUCAACUUUGUCUGUCUCUUACGUGUGAGAGAGUUGGAGUGACCAUAUGAAGUGUUGCUGAGAGGACUGUGGUACACUUACAG